This is a messenger RNA of Lichtheimia ornata, 1092 nucleotides long. RefSeq lists its product as uncharacterized. The transcript is spliced from 5 exons. The record is from RefSeq and is a predicted model, not a curated record. Lineage: Eukaryota; Fungi; Mucoromycota; Mucoromycetes; Mucorales; Lichtheimiaceae. Gene Ontology annotation, molecular function: phosphatase activity. Bases 1 to 1092 code for a protein of 363 amino acids. Gene Ontology annotation, biological process: protein dephosphorylation.
AUGACAGCAAAACUGCCGAGCCUGAUACCCCCAUUCCGUUAUGCCAUUGUAGAAGAUGGUCUGUUCCGUGGUGGCUAUCCUAAAGCACGCAACAUGCGAUUCCUUAAAAGAUUACGGUUGAAGACCAUUCUCUCUCUCAUUCCGAACAAGCUGACACCUGAAAUGCACGAGUUUUGUGAGCAACAUGGUAUCUCCAUGAUCCAUAUCAACGUGGACAAGAUGAAGGAGGACAACAUUCCUCUUAGUUAUAACAAGACAUUGAUGGCAUUGCAGAUUAUCAUUGAUCCUGCCAACCAUCCACUGUAUUUGCAUUGUCUUGAUGGAGCCGAUGUCACGGGUUUAGUGGUUGCGUGUAUGAGGAAAUUGCAAAUGUGGAGCACAUCCAGUGCUAUGAGCGAAUUCUCAAGAUACCUUCAUACCAACGUGAUUGCCCAAGAAGAGUUUGAAUUUGUCGAGAACUUCCGCAACUUUGAAGUGACCAUUCCUUGUACCUUACCACUAUGGCUCUGGGGAGGAUGCGUAUCGUUCCGGAAACAUACGUGUCUACGACUCAAGUUCCUUAAUCCUGAAAUGAUGACUGAAGAAGAACGUGAAAUCAAGAAUCGAAAGGAGAAGAUGGAAAAGGAAAAGGAAGAUUACUAUAAAAGACGAAAGAAUGAUUUGUUGGAUAACCUAUUGGAUCCUUCUUUACCUUCGGGUCGUCAUCAUCCACAUCGAUCUCCAAGCUCUGAAUCGGAUAUCCCCACGCAUGCCAAACCACCGUCACUUGCUGGAUCUGAUGAUCUUGGCUUUGUCCCAUCGUCACGGAUUGUAAGCACUGAACGUCGCGAAAGCAAAGAUGCAGGUGCUGCUUAUGAUAGUCCUGGAAGAGAUCGAUAUUUGGUGGACGUCGACGUCGAUGUGGAUGGAGUCAUGAUGGAUGGCUUAGAUCAAGUGGAAUACUAUAAUCGCCUCGGCCACGAUCAACGUGAUACUGAAGAUGGCUAUUACGAACCCGAAGGUGGUGAUGGCAUCAUGAUGGUGGAUAGUACUACGGGUGAAGCUGAGAUGAUUAGUCGGACGUUGGAUGCAUUGGCACUUGAAGGAUUAUAA